AUGGGAGUGGGGCAGGCGCUGCUUGUGCUGUUGGCUGCCUGCACGGUGCUGCCGGAGAAGGACCCGUUGCUGAACGUCUGCAUGGAUGCCAAACACCACAAAACCAAGCCUGGCCCAGAGGGGACACUGUAUGACCAGUGUGCUCCCUGGAAGGACAAUGCCUGCUGCACAGCCAACACCAGUUCAGAAGCCCACAAGGACCAAUCCAGCCUGUACAACUUCAACUGGAACCAUUGUGGGGUGAUGCCAUCCAAGUGCAAGCGCCACUUCAUCCAGGACAUGUGCUUGUACGAGUGCUCACCCAACUUGGGGCCCUGGAUUGACCAGGUUGACAGCAGCUGGCGUCGGGAGAGGAUUCUUCACGUGCCACUCUGCAAAGAGGACUGCGAGGAGUGGUGGGAGGAUUGCAAAGACUACGUCACCUGCAAAGAGAACUGGCACAAGGGCUGGAACUGGGCAACAGGAACGAACCGCUGUCCUUGGGGCUCCAUGUGCAGACCCUUCAGCCACGUCUUCCCCCGGCCGAAAGACCUGUGUGAGAAAAUCUGGUCCAACUCCUACAAAUACACCACAGAGCAUCGGGGCAGCGGACGCUGCAUCCAGAUGUGGUUUGACCCUGCCCAGGGAAACCCCAACGUGGUUGUGGCGAAGUACUACGCUUGGAAAAAGAGAUCCUCCCCUGCUAGGAUGGAAGGUGUGACUCCUGAGACCGACAAAGCUGUGUGUGCUCUGCCAUGGCCCAUCCUGGUCCUGCUGCCUCUGGCCCUUGUGGUGGUCGCUGAGGGCUGUGGGGGCUCCCUGUGA
Messenger RNA from Leptosomus discolor (cuckoo roller), 804 nucleotides. RefSeq names its product folate receptor gamma. Gene Ontology annotation, molecular function: signaling receptor activity. The record is from RefSeq and is a predicted model, not a curated record. Gene Ontology annotation, cellular component: external side of plasma membrane. Lineage: Eukaryota; Metazoa; Chordata; Aves; Leptosomiformes; Leptosomidae.